Trichechus manatus latirostris (Florida manatee) is the source of this 2454-nucleotide messenger RNA. It is a transcript of the gene PIM3, whose product is annotated as Pim-3 proto-oncogene, serine/threonine kinase. Gene Ontology annotation, biological process: negative regulation of apoptotic process; protein autophosphorylation; regulation of mitotic cell cycle. NCBI's taxonomy places the organism in Eukaryota, Metazoa, Chordata, Mammalia, Sirenia, Trichechidae. The transcript is spliced from 6 exons. The coding region runs from base 449 to 1426 and encodes 325 amino acids. Gene Ontology annotation, molecular function: protein serine/threonine kinase activity; ATP binding. The record is from RefSeq and is a predicted model, not a curated record. Gene Ontology annotation, cellular component: cytoplasm.
UUGGUCUCCUCGGUGGCCGUGGCGUUCCCGGGGGCGCUGCCGGCGCGCGGCCCGGCAGAAGGGGGUGGGGUCUCGUCCGCUCCGCCCCCGCGGAGGGAUACGCGCCACCGCGGCCCAAAACCCCCAGGCGAGGGGGCGCCGGCGUGUAAGCGGUCGGUGCGGCGCGGCCUGCGCGUGUCUCUGCCACGCUGCGAGGAUCCGUGCGGCCUCCGCCCGCCGCCACCGAGAGCCCGACGGUCCCGGAUCGCAGGCCAGAGCUCCGCGGGCAGGCGCCCAGACACUCCGCCGCCCACUGGAGCCGCGCCGCCAGCUGUGCGCCGCACGGCUCGUAGGCGCCGCGCGGUCCCCGGGAGGCCGCUCUCCCGCGGUCGCGGCCGGGGCGGGGAGCGGGCCGGGGCAGCAGGCGGCAGAGCUCGGAGGCCGAGGGCCCGCGCCCCCCCCCCCCGCGAUGCUGCUCUCCAAGUUCGGCUCCCUGGCGCACCUCUGCGGGCCUGGCGGCGUGGACCAUCUCCCGGUGAAGAUUUUGCAGCCAGCCAAGGCGGACAAGGAGAGCUUCGAGAAAGUGUAUCAGGUGGGCGCCAUGCUGGGCAGCGGCGGCUUCGGCACAGUCUACGCGGGCAGCCGCCUCGCCGACGGGCUCCCGGUCGCCGUGAAGCACGUGGUGAAGGAGCGAGUGACUGAGUGGGGCACCUUGGGCGGCGCGGUCGUGCCUCUUGAGGUGGUGCUGCUGCGCAAGGUGGGCGCGGCGGGCGGCGCGCGCGGCGUCAUCCGCCUGCUGGACUGGUUCGAGCGGCCCGACGGCUUCCUGCUGGUGCUCGAACGGCCCGAGCCGGCGCAGGACCUCUUCGACUUCAUCACGGAGCGCGGCGCGCUCGACGAGCCGCUGGCGCGGCGCUUCUUCGCGCAAGUGCUAGCCGCCGUGUGCCACUGCCACGGCUGUGGGGUUGUGCACCGCGACAUCAAGGACGAGAACCUGCUUGUGGACCUGCGCUCGGGCGAACUGAAGCUCAUCGACUUCGGCUCGGGGGCGCUGCUUAAGGACACUGUCUACACCGAUUUCGACGGCACCAGGGUGUACAGCCCUCCCGAGUGGAUUCGCUACCAUCGCUACCAUGGGCGCUCGGCCACCGUGUGGUCCUUGGGUGUUCUGCUGUAUGAUAUGGUGUGCGGCGACAUCCCAUUCGAGCAGGACGAGGAGAUCCUGCGUGGUCGUCUCUUCUUCCGGAGGAGGGUCUCCCCAGAGUGCCAGCAGCUGAUCGAGUGGUGUCUGUCCUUGCGGCCUUCGGAGCGUCCCACCCUGGACCAGAUCAGCACCCAUCCCUGGAUGCUGGGGGCCGACAGUGCCCUGGAGAGCUGUGAUCUGCAGCUAUGUGUGCUGGACCCUGACGACGGGGCCAGCACCACCUCCAGCAGCGAGAGCUUGUGAGGGGCAGCGUGCCAGCCGGCCUUGGGGGGAGUCAGAGGGACUGCUUGGCCCUGCUGGCUGCUCCAGAAACAUGUCCUUGGCCCAGCCGCCUCUUUGCCGGAAGCAGUGACUGACCUCUGGUGGCCUCUGCCUCUGGCACCGGGCCUCAGUUUCUUUUGCUUUGAGUGCCUUUUCGAACGCUGCUUCCACGGGACUUGGUUUCUCUGGCUCUGCCUGUCCAAAGAGGCUCCCUCAAUCGAGGCUUUGCUGCCCCGGGGAGGGCGGUGCCCAGGGUCUCUGGGUGAUGCUCAAACCUGAGACUAAGACAAGCCACGUCCUUCUGCUGUUGUAGGAGGUGGCCGGCCGAUGCCUCCCGUGCCCUCUCAUCCCACCCUGUCUGGACCAGGAGCACUUUGUGUGUGGCACAGAACCCUGUGCCCUGUCUUUUUUGUCCCCUGAGUCUCAUGGUGUUUGUCUGGGCACGUUCCUGCACAAACAAUGCAACGUCUUUGAUUGCCGCCUGCCUGCACGGCGGUCACACGGCAGGACAGUCUUAUUUAUGGUGUGACCUCUUGGCGGUGCCCCGCGCCUAUUUAUUGGUUUAAUUUAUUUGUUGAGGUGGUUCUUUCUGAGCAGUCCUGCUUUUUCGGGUCCCUGGGGCAUCAGGGAGGGGGAUGGCACAGGGUCCAGACCCCAGGUCUUGACCCCAUGCCUGGUGUCUGUAGUCUGUGCCAUGUGUGUGUGUCGAAAGAUGAACUUGUACAGUGGCUAAUUUAAGGGGGGGGUGAUGCCACCAUCUGGGGCUCUGGGUGGCGGGUUUUAAAUUAUUGACCUUGUACAGUCUGCUUGUUGGCUCUGGGAGCUGGGGGGUGGGGGGACAGAGUCACAAGCCUUUAAUUUAUUCAGCAGCUGUGUUCUGUGACCCCGGUGUGUGUAGGCAUCGUGGGUGGGGUUUCAUUCAGUUCAAAAGUGAGAUGUACGGAGAUCAUAUUUUUUAUACAGGCAUUUCAAUUAAAUUUUUUUGUAUAUAACAGGCAGUUUGUGCUUUU